Maylandia zebra (zebra mbuna) is the source of this 5876-nucleotide messenger RNA. It is a transcript of the gene golga7bb, whose product is annotated as golgin A7 family, member Bb. NCBI's taxonomy places the organism in Eukaryota, Metazoa, Chordata, Actinopteri, Cichliformes, Cichlidae. Gene Ontology annotation, cellular component: palmitoyltransferase complex. Gene Ontology annotation, biological process: peptidyl-L-cysteine S-palmitoylation; protein targeting to membrane. The record is from RefSeq and is a predicted model, not a curated record.
CCGCUUACCGGCGGGCUGUAGUUGCGUUGUCCCAAACAGCACGCGCAAACGGUUGCCGUUUUCAGCACGGGACAGAUCCCGCAACCCACUCACUGCAAUAUGGCGACAGAGUUCCACAACCUUCAGGAGCUCCGGCACAGUCCAUCGCUGGUCACCAAGGUGUUUAUACAGAGAGACUACAGUGAAGGAACUGUGUGCCGAUUCCAGGCCAAGUUUCCCUCAGAGCUUGACAACAGGAUUGAACGAACUUUACUUGAGGAGACAGUGAAGACCCUUAACUCUUAUUAUGCUGAGGCUGAAAAAAUUGGAGGUCAGUCGUACCUGGAAGGAUGUCUGGCUUGUGCAACAGCUUAUAUCAUCUUCCUCUGCAUGGAAACGCGAUAUGAAAAGGUGCUGAGGAAGAUAUCAGGUUUCAUCCAGGAGCAGAAUGAGAAGAUCUACGCUCCUCGAGGUCUGCUGCUCACAGACCCCAUAGAGAGAGGAAUGAGGGUUCUUGAGAUCAGCGUGUUUGAAGACCGGGGCUCGGGCGGCUCCAGUCCCAGCAGCACCAUGUCGUCGGGCAGCAGCGCUCGGUGACUGGAGGGGCAGCACCAGGCUUACGGAUACCACCACAGGGGCAGCGGCACACUUACCAACAUCCGCAUGCUGAAACAUGAGAGCACCAGGUUCUAGGACGAGUGGAAAGAAAAAGGCGAGGAGGUGAUUCACAACAUUCAUGCUCUCUCUGCUGGGGCCGACAAUGUAUCACCUCCAGAAGAAGAGCUGGCUUAAAAACACACCCUGGAUACAAAACAGAAUAAACACAAGUGCAACAGAACCCACACAUACUCUAAUCGUUAGACACAGCAACCAGUGUUUCUGUGAAGAAAUAUCCUACACUCUCCAAGAGCUAUCAAACUAAAAUACUCAUUGAUUGUUUUUGCUCUAAUUUUUUUCCAUUCACAUUUUCUCUCAUUCCAUCACAUCUGCUACUAUGAGUCACACCAUCUCUGCAUUGUAGCUGAUUCUCCAGACUUUCACUUCCUUAGACUAAAUUUCAGUGCGGGACUUUUUCAAGGAGAGGUCACUUUGCCUGUCUGUUUACGCACUGACAUUGCAAUCUUAGGUUUUAUGCAACAUCUCUGAAAUCUGAAAGGAAGGAAACGGCCACCUUACUGGGAGACUCGUAGCUGUCUGUUCUUGCUAAAUGACUGCAUUCAUCUCAGGUGGUUUAGGUCAAGCUGCUUUGAAUCCUGGCAAAUUAGGCCAGCUGUGGGACUGCUUGGUUCUCUGCUCCGUUCACAUACACUUGUCUUCAAUAUCAAAAGGCUAACAGAGAGCACCUUAAAUUAUUUAUUCUUCUCAUUCACGACAGUGGAUACAAGUGAUCCACAUCACAGCUGUAGGUCACGCUCAAACACACUCUGUUUCUCACUUUCUUUUUCUCGCUUCCUGCAUAUUCACAUACUUGCACAUAGAAAUGCACACAGCCAUGUCAUUUACUGCACUCGAAAAAACACAUAUCAGCGAGGGGGAGUGCACACGUGCAUAUACACAAAUACACACCUGUAGAUUGUGGCCAGGCAUCCCUGCAUGCAAGCAGAUUCUGGUAGACUUGGAGUUGGAGUCGACCUACGCCUCAGCUCAUUUAGAAAACAAGCAAACCUCAGGCCCUUGAAGGCUGUGCCAUCUAUUCCAGCUUAGCAGAGAUCAUUAAGAAAAUAUCAAACAUCAAGGAGCAGUCAGUACCUUCAAGAAGCCACAGAGUCAGUCUGACAUGUUUGGUUCAGAAGAAGAAGAAAUCGAAAGACAUCGGUCUUUUAUCUCUACACCUAUUCCACGCAUGAAACAGCGUGGAUGUUAUUGGCAAAUGCAUAUUUAUAUGUGAGUAUAGAUGUGUGCAAGAGGGCCAGCCACACAAAGUUCAAUACCUAAACCCACACAAAAGCAAGGAUUUAACUGUCUAUUGACUUUAACUGAUAUAUACCGCAAUAUGUUGAUGCAGAAUAAAGAAUCUUUCAUUUUGUAAGAUAAAGAAUAAGUUGUAGAUCCUUUUAGAUGAAAAAAAAAACAUUAUGUUUGAUCACAAAAUAUCCAUCUAUCAUCUAUCACAUAUAUCUAACUACUUAUUCACAAUAUCACACUACAGUACAAUACAAUACAGUACAGUACAUAAAAACUAUUUCUCCUUUGGGAAAUGAAACACUGUAUGACUAAUAUGUAUGUGUGUGUAUAUGUGGAGGCUGUUAAGAUUAUAUGAUGCAGCGAGCGUGCUGAUUACCAACAGACAGCAACAAUGCCCACACAUCUUCCAACAAAAGACAAGGCCUUUCAGAAAAGUUUGUCUUGACCAUGGUUCAUUUUCAUUUUUUAUUUCUUGUUACCAUAGUGUUGGUCUUCAUCUUUUACCGUCUUCAGUCUUUUUCUUUAUAAACACAUACAUGUCUCUUAAUAAACCAUGAGAGUGUAGGUUUUGAUUAUUCUUUAACACAGUGGGCUAGAAGCAAACUGCUCUGCAGAGAGCCCUUGCAUGAAAAUAGCCUUGUGCACUUUUACCAGAGCCAUGUCGAGUUAAACUACUCACUGGACAGUCAUUGCAGAAACGAUUACAUGUUGGCUUCAUUCCAGUAAGUAGUUUAAUUUCAACAUAACAUUUUAUUAACUAGUUGAUUGAGAUUUUUACCACAGCAGUUGAGUUCAGUUGUGCUUGUGUUAAGCCUCCUGUGCUUUUUGAUGCCUUCAUGUUUCAUCCCGGUGGAAUGGAUAUCCAGCCUGGGGCUGAUGGACUGACCGACUUUAAAAUGACUCAGCACUGCCAAUAAGCAGAUAAAGGAGCUCAUUAGACAAUGUAUAAAGAAAAAAAAGAGCGUGCAACAGAGUGUAAAUGAACUGUACAGGAGAUGAAUUGUAGUGUACAUGCUUGUCAAUGUUUACCCACACAAACAAGUGGAUGGGGAUUGCCAUGAAGCCGUUUUCUUCCCCCCCAAAAUCACUGAUGUCCAGUAUCAAUACAUGUUUUCACAAUCUGUCUACAUCUGGGUAUGAAGUGGACGAUCAUAUUGUCUGUACAGCAUGAGCUGCUGUAUAGUAUCAUAUGUAACAAGUCUUAACAAUGUAGCUUAUGAUAUUGUUGGUAAUUAUAACAAUAUUGUCACUUUGUGUAGGAGGUAUAGAAAAGGGUGGUGUUAAAGAUCCUCAGGGGAAAUGUGCAAAAUACAUAGGCUAAGGUUCUUGGAGAAAUAUUGUUGAUGUGUGGGAUUACAGACUAGUGAUGGGCGUAAUGACUCUUUUUUAGGGGAAUACAAUUUGUCAGUUCACAGAAAGGUAGCCUGACAAAGGGUCCAUUCACCCUCUGAUUCCCAGUUCUGUCAUUCUGUUUGCUGUUUCUCAACUCCCAGUAGAACUUCAGUGCCAUAUGCUCUCAUUUAGUCUUUGGCAGUGCAUUCAUGUGAAAAAGAAAGUACACACUCUUUCACAUGUCAGGAUAUAAUGGAAAGUUUUAUCUUUAGCAGGUCUUAAAAUAAACAAAAUACAACCUCAGAUCAACAGAAAUACAUGAGAUACUUUGCAGUGUUAUCGUUUAUUAACAGAAACGAAUCCUUAAUGCAGACUGUGUAAAAAACACACUGCUUGCAUAGAAUUUAGAGAAUUCAGAUCCAGGCGCUGCUAAUCAAAUGUACAUGAUUAAUGGAUCAUCAGUGAGUGUGAGCAGCAGAUGCUUUGGUAAUUUGAUGGUCUGAAGCAUUCAGGUAUGUGUUAAUGCAAUGCCAAGAAGGAAAGACAUCAGCAAUGAUCUUAAAGAAGUAAUUGCUGCUGCCAAUCAAUGUGGGAAGCAUUAUAAGGCCAUUAUCAAACUAUUUCAAGUCCACCACACUACUAGAUUUUUCACAAGCAGAAAGCAUUAAAGACUGCGUCCAGUCUUUUCAGGAUUGGAGAUCCCAGCAAAUCUACUCCAAACUCAGAGAAACUACAGAAAACCAAAGAGUUACACCGUGGACACUACAGCCAUCAGUUAGCAGGUUAUAUGUUAAAGUUCAGGAGAGCAAAAUUAGACAAAGGCUGAACAAAUAUGACUUAUUUAGAAAGGUUUCCAAGAGAAACACUCUUCUCUCUAAAAUUAAUUUGCAUGGCUUAGGCUUGCAAAGCUGGAUCUGAACAAAGACUUCCGGAACAAUGUCCUUUGGAUACAUGACACCAAAGAGGAACACUUCAUGCUAAUACAGUGGAGGAGCUUGUAGCUCCUUGCAUGAGCUUGACAAUGAACUCUUCUGUAUAUCAAAAAUAUUUUAGAUUCAAAUGUUGGACAGGCUGUCUGGUGGACAUCUAAAGCUUGUUCAAAUCUGAUUCCCACUACAGCUCGUUGCAACAGAAUGGCUGAAAAAGAAAAGAAUGCAGGUGUUGCAAUGAUUCAGUCCAAGUCUAGACUUUAACCCAAUUGACAUUAUUAAGAGAGCUCAUCUCAGUCAAAUGAAGCAAUGUGAAAGCAAUGUGUUUAAAUAAAAAAAAGUCACAGUGUAAUAUGUCAUGUGUUGUUGUGAGGUUGUAUUUAUAUAAUUUUAAAACCUGGUAAGGAACAGAUGUUUUUUUUUUAAUUUUAUCAUAAUAUGUAAAACAUAGGAAUCAGCACAAAUAGCUUGGAGAUGCUGGUUUAUAGCUUUACUGAUCCUCCAGCAGUUGGUCCACUGUCACAAUAUGACUUUGAAUGAACAGCUUCAAGAAAUGUCAGAUUUCCAUCAAGUAACAUGUUCCCCGCAAGAUGAAUCGUAAUAACUUUGUGAUAAAUGAACUUUUUAUUUAGCACCAUCAUCGGGUUUCAAUUUGUUCAUGAGAAAACACUAACAGAAAUCCCAUCAACAUCAUCUCUUCUUUGAGAUUAGUGUAAAUUACUAGAUGUUACUAUGGUAAGAAUUUUACCUACUAAAAAUUAAGCGCUGCCAUUGUGGGAAUGUUACCAUGCUAACAAUUAGUUUAACCAAUUAAGUGCUGCUAAGCACAGCCCCACAAAGCAGCUAGCAUGGAUGUAGGCUUUUGGUUUUGUUUUAAGUGUGUCAGCAUGUGGGUAUGUGUGUUGGUGUAGACUGAUCAAAAGUAUUGCAUUUAUUUUCAAGAAGAAGCACUGUGUGCUAUUUUAUACUUAAUGUAGCUUGUCCUUUCAGGAAUGACUGAUUCAUGAAGACUGGCAGGGGAGUAAAGAUUAUGAUAAAGCAUUAAAUAUAUUAUUGUAAAAAGAUGUCCAUUGAGAUACAAAUAAAUGAUCACAGGCGAGAGUAGCCUUCACUUUGGAUACUUGAGCCUCAGUCAAGCUACUUAUCAAGAUAACCUCAGAAAAACAGCCAUCUAAUGAUGUACAGUUCAUUUCAGUAUGUAAAUUCUACCAUGAUAUGUAUUUAUCUUGUACUGUAUGUGGGACUGCAGCUAGUUCAUUUAGAUACACGGGCUCAUCGGCAAGAAGUAACAUAUGUGUAUUAUGCUGUUACAAGUGAGAGAUUACUCAAUAGUGCAAUAUGAUGUCUUCCUAAAAAUAUAAAAGACAAUAAUGAUGUGUAGAGUCUGGCACCAGCAUCUUUGACUUGCUUUGAGUUGAGUUGUUUUGCUUCAGGGCGAAUAAAACCGCAUUGAUGUUUAAUACUGCAUGAUGUGUGUGUAAACAAAGCGAGACGACAAGAAGUGAAGUCCCUGAUCCACAAAGUCUCCAGCGGUGCUGCUGCGAAAGAGGAAUUUAUAUCUUAUCUUGAUGCUAAUUGUGUGUUUACAUUAGCUUAUUUACAUACUAAUUAAAAUGGAUUUAUGUACUUUUUACAUGUAUAUUUUUUUUCCAAAGCUGAUUAUUAUUCAAAGCCUGCUGAGUGAAGUUUUAACUGUCUCCAAGAGAUGAAUAAAAUAUCUGAUGAAGCUGA